UUCACUUCUCGGCUUCAGAUCCUCCCAGAUCCUGUCGACAGGCUGACCUAAAUUUCUGCAGAAGGUUCCACACCAAAGAGAGAUCCGACAUGUCUCUGCUCACUCAUGUGUUGGCCUGCCUGUUUGGAAUGGGAUCUUGGGUGACCAUCUGUGGGCUAUGGGUUGAGCUGCCCCUCAUCGUUCCUCAGGUUCCUGAAGGCUGGUACCUUCCCUCCUACCUCUCGGUCCUGAUCCAAGUGGCUAACAUCGGACCUCUGUUUGUCACUUUGAUGCACCGAUUCCGGCCAGGAAAGCUCAAUGAAGUCGCUGUCAUCUACUUCAUUGUCAGUUUUGGGAUGCUGGCAAGCCUUCUCCUGGGUUUCUUUUGGAAGGAGACAGUCGUGGUGCAAGGAGUUCAGCGCAGUAUUCCUCUCUUGCUUCUAACCUUCUUCAUCUCCAUAGUGGACUGCACCUCGUCUGUAACUUUCCUGCCCUUCAUGAUGCAGCUGAAGCCAGAGUAUCUCACCACCUAUUACAUAGGUGAAGGUUUAAGUGGCCUUGUUCCAGCCUUAGUGGCUCUGAUUCAGGGAGUUGGUGUCAUGCAGUGUGUCAACAGCACUCAGAACCUAAAUCUCAAUGAGACAGCACAGCUCCAGGGCUGGAAUGAGUCAGCAGAACCCCUCAACUACCUCGUACCACUCUACCUACCUGCCAAGUUCUCAGCUGAGGCCUUCUUUUUCUUUCUGGCAGCCAUGAUGCUUGUUUGCUUGGUGGCCUUCCUACUUUUGAACCACCUUCCAGUCGUGACUCGAGAGCGUCCCGUCAGCCGGAGCCGCCGGGGCGUCGUUGCAAGGAAUGCGAAAGCUCCAGAGCGGAAACCCAUGAUGAAAUCCCUGAAAGGUGAACAGAAGAUCACCAGCAAGUUUGGAACAGGAAUAUACAGCUGGCCACAAGUAGUGUACAUCUUCAUCAUCCUGGCCUGGGCAAAUGCUCUGACCAACUCUGUAUUGCCAUCCAUUCAGUCCUACUCAUGUCUGCCUUAUGGAAACCAAGCUUAUCAUUGGUCAGCCACUAUGGCCUCUGUAGCAAACCCUGUAGCCUGCUUCAUUGCCAUGUUCUACUCUCAAAGGUCGUUGGUGCUGAUGGGCAUUCUAAGUGGUUUUGGUUCACUUAUUGGGAUGUAUAUCAUGGGCAUGGCAGUGCUGAGCCCCUGCCCGCUGCUGGUCAAUGACACCUCUGGAGUCGUUCUAAUAGUGGCAGCCUGGACCGUCUUUGUUCUCACGCUGUCCUAUGUGAAGGUAAUGGUUGCAGUGAUCCUACGUGACGAAGGCCACAGCGCCCUCGUCUGGUGUGGAGCAGUAGUGCAGUUGGGGUCGAUGCUGGGGGCCGUUAUAAUGUUCCCUUUAGUCAAUGUGUACAGCUUGUUCUCCUCAGGAGACCCAUGUAACACUAAGUGUUGAUGCAAAAAAAGUCUACUAGACGUGUGAGUCCAGCUUUACCAAGAGAUACUAAACUGUUUAUUUUUAAUAGGAAUGUUUUAUACAAAUAAUUGUAGUGAUGUGCUGAGAAUGUGGUCAUUAUUCUGUAAAGUAGCCCUUUUGUAAUAUAAGCUGUGUGUAAUUCCCUUUGGUUUGUGCUGUUUUAUAAGACUUUAAGGAGAAUUCCAGUGAUAUUUCAAAAUUUCUGCAUAAUUGUGUGAUUGAGAUGUAAACAGAGUCAUUCAGAGCGGUUUGGUGUGAAAUCGUUGAUUUCUUUACAGUGGUGGUGAUAGGAACCAGGGGUCGCCAUGACUACAACACAAAUAUAGACAUUUUAUUUACUAUACAAAACCACCAGUGAACCUACACGUCUGGUUCCUGUCACCACCACUGUGAACCAUUCUGACUCGGUAAGUUUCACUAGAACGGAGCAUUUCACACCAAACCACUCUGAAAGACUUUGUUUACAUCUUAACUAUUUAAUUAUGUAAAAAAAAUAUAUAUGUACACUACCACUCAAACGUUUGGGGCCACUUGUUAUAAUAGUUGUUAUUCAGUAAUAACUCAUAUUGUAGAUCGAAAUGCUUUAAAACUAGACAAUGAAAUUUAAACCAACACUUUAUUCACAGUUCACAUUUUUUAGGAACAACAAAGUUACAUCAAGAAGGGUCUGGGUUCGAUUCCCUGGCUGGGUGACCAGGGUCCCUUCUGAAUGGAGUUUGCAUGCUCUCCCCGUGUCUAAACAGUCCAAAGUCAUGCAGUCAGGCGAACUGGAGAAGCUAAAUUGGCCCUAGGAGUGAAUGUAUAUGUCUGUGUGUCUGCCCUGUGGUGGACUGGCAACUUAUCAUAAUAAAAUGUCUUUAUUUUUACAGAUAAUGACAGUGAUUAUUCAGUGUCUCAUUUAAGGAUUAGUUACAGCUCUGGACUAACGCAGAAUGGAAAGCAAUGGAUUGACAUUGACAAUUAAUUAAAUCCUGAAUUUAAAAUGUUGGUUAGCUGGGCAUUCUGGGUAAUAUGGAUGCACAUCUCUCAGUUAAUACUAACCAUCAAGUAUUUAGCCAAGAGUAUAAAUAGUAUUUUUGAAAAUGUAUAAAAGGAAAUUUGGUUGAGCCAGUUUGAACAGGCCUGAUGCAGCUGAUAAAAAUAAUAACAGUAUUAUCUAUAUUUUAAAAUAUUGUUUGUUCAUACCUCGCUCUGUUCUGUACUGGUCUACUUAUUCUUAGACUGACAAAUGGAGCAAAAGGAGGGAGGAUUGUAGGGAGGGCCAGUGGGGUGUCAGGUGUGACUGUGGCAACUGCAAACGGCUCACGGGUCAGGUAGGAGGUCUGGACCAGCUCUGGAGCCAGAUCAUCACCAAGACAAACAGUAUUGACAAUGUGUCAGUGCUGUGAUAGUUAAACGGCAUUUCAUCCUAAAACUAAUAUGUAAUAUGUUGAUAUGUUAUUGCAGUAUUCAGCACUGGAUCCCUUCAGCCUCAUCAGUUUAACAGAAUUCAUGAUUAUGUCCCCUUUUUUAUCUUUUUGCCCAUCAGUGUUCUCUCACUACAAUACCCAGCAUGCAUUACAUCAUGCAAUUAUAUUAUACAACUAUUUGGACUGGGAUAAAGAAAUCCUGACUGCUAGCCACUCAUGUACAGGCUAACAACUACAGCUGAUAUUCAGCUAGCAUUAAUGUCAGCUAUCUGGCUUCCCUCUGAAUUAGCCAGCUAGCGUGAAAAAAGAAAAUGCCCCUAAAUUAUCUUUUUGAAGUCCCUUCCACCUUCAAGAUAUGUCAUGAGAAGAGCGUUUUCCUGGUCUUGAAACCUGAAACUCUCACUCUAGGUCAGCGGUCAUCAACUGGUGGAAUCAGCAAAGUAUUUUAGCAACAUAAUAGCUGCGUUCCAAAGCCGAGGCUGCAGCUGAAGUAGUACAGGUCCUCGGUAGGACCGUCCUAUGAAGAAUCCUCCUUAGUAGCCUAUUGGUCACACAAAUGGA
This is a messenger RNA of Colossoma macropomum (tambaqui), 3430 nucleotides long. RefSeq names its product riboflavin transporter 2 (gene slc52a3-2a). Gene Ontology annotation, molecular function: riboflavin transmembrane transporter activity. Gene Ontology annotation, biological process: riboflavin transport. Gene Ontology annotation, cellular component: plasma membrane. The transcript is spliced from 4 exons. Lineage: Eukaryota; Metazoa; Chordata; Actinopteri; Characiformes; Serrasalmidae. The record is from RefSeq and is a predicted model, not a curated record. The coding region runs from base 90 to 1439 and encodes 449 amino acids.